AGAGAAGUCAGAAGAUCGAGAAAAUGGCUGUGCUUGCAGCUGCAGCGUUGCUUGAUGAGCUUAUGGGCAGAAAUAGAAACAUUGCCCCUGAUGAUAAAGGAAAAGAGUUGAACUGGGAAGACCCUGAGUAUUGCAAACUAUACUUGGUGAAAUUUUGCCCACACGAUCUUUUCGUAAAUACGAGAGCAGACCUCGGGCAAUGUGCCAAGAUUCAUGAUGAUGAAGCUAAAUCUUUGUACGAAAAGUCCCAUAGUUAUAAAAAACAGCAGUAUGAAGAUGAAUUUAUUCGCUUCUGCCAGAGCAUGUUGAAUGAAGUGGAAAGAAAAAUCGUCAAAGGAAAACAGCGGCUUGCCCUUAUUGGAAAAGCUGAUGCUAUAUCUCUUUCACCAGCUCAGACACAAAGAAAUGAGGAGCAGAUAAAGUUUUUAACAGAGAAGAUUAAUAGUUUGGUUGAUGAGGCUGAGCAGAUGGGGAUCCAAGGGAAUGUGGAGCAGGCACAGGGUCUGAUGAAGCUGUGUGACCAGCUGAAAGAGGAGCGAGAACAACUGCGUGGCAACAACGAGAACAGUCACUGGCAGCAGACUGCAGAACUAGCAGCUGCCCAAGAGAAACAGAUGGAAGUGUGUGAUGUAUGUGGGGCAUUUCUCAUUGUUGGUGAUGCCCAGCAACGUAUAGAUGAUCAUUUGAUGGGGAAACAACAUGUCGGCUAUGCUAGGUUGAAAAUGGCCAUGGAAGAAUUGAUAAAUAAUCGCCAGAAGUCACGUGAUGACAAGGAGCGGAAAAGAGAAGAAGAGCGCCGGGAACGUGCACGUUUGCGAGAAGAAGAAGAACAUAGGAGAGACAGAGAAAGAGACAGGGAAAGAGAAGAGAGGAGAAAGAAAAGAGAAGAGGAAGAAAGACAUAGGAACCGACCAAAACAUAGAUCCAGGAGUCCACGGACACAUCGUCGUAGUUCGAGUCGUAGUCGAAGUAGUACAAGAAGUAGCCGGGAUAAGGAUUAUAACAGAAGAAGUGUGAAGAGUUGCGAGGAAAGAGGAAGGUCCUCUCGUAAUAGCCGCAGUAAGUCAAGAGACCAAAGUCGAGAUCAUAGACGGAAAGCUGGUGAUGAGCAUGAUAGGGACCACCAUCGAAGGUCUAACAAGGAUCGGGGUUUGAAUGGAGAUUAUGGCCGUCGUUCCUCGCCAAGUCAGCGACCCUCUAGUCGCCACCAUCAAGACCCUAAGGCAGGCAGGAGCAGUGGUGGUCGAGAGGUGGGGCAUGGAGAUGAGUAGCCAGUUCGCUCACCCACGUCACAGGCACCCACAUUUAGAAUCAGUGAGUGACACUGGUGUACAGCUUUGUAAUUCUGGUAGGUGAUGAGCCUUUUUGAAGAAUCGAAGUCAAGUUCACACCAACAACAUUUAACUGAAUUGACAAAUACCGCUCUUCCGAUCUAAACUGCGAUUUUGGGAAUGCAACUGGAGUCAAGAUUUGGCAUUGGCCGUUCAUCAUCGUUUUGUAAGGUGAAUCUAGUAUUUAAGCCUUGACAUUGUAGAUAGAAUUCAGAUAUUUUGAUGUGAAGAAAAAUUUAAAUUUACACAUUCCUAGAUGUCUUUUUGAAGUAAGUGUAGCAAAAUAAAUAAGUUUUGUUAGCUGCA
Cryptotermes secundus is the source of this 1637-nucleotide messenger RNA. Its product is annotated as luc7-like protein 3. The transcript has 8 exons. Gene Ontology annotation, cellular component: U1 snRNP; U2-type prespliceosome. The record is from RefSeq and is a predicted model, not a curated record. Gene Ontology annotation, molecular function: mRNA binding. Lineage: Eukaryota; Metazoa; Arthropoda; Insecta; Blattodea; Kalotermitidae. The coding region runs from base 24 to 1271 and encodes 415 amino acids. Gene Ontology annotation, biological process: mRNA splice site recognition.